AUGGUGUUUUUGUUUGUUUGUUUGUUUGUUUGUUUUAAAUUACUUGAAAGUGAGGAAGAUUACUAUCAACUAGUGUCAAAUGUUAUUAUGCUUUUUUCUUUCUUUUUUUUGAGUUUUCAUAGUUGUGUUGAAAUUGGUUCAACACUCAAAAACAAAACAAAACAAAACAAAACAAAAACAGACUAAAUAAACUUUAACCUAACUGCCGUUUGAAUAAAAGCAGGAAGUCUGUGUUAAUGUAAUGCACAGUGUUUCAGAUCCACAUCUGGAUGAGUGGAAAGUUCAGGAAUAACAAGCUCAAAUUUAUGGAAUAAAUGAUUAGAACUGUACAUGUUUUGCUGUUCAUUAAAUGAGGGAGUUGCUGGAAAUACUUUGACUCUGGAAAAAGUCUCAGGAAGUUACAGAUCCCCUGAAUCAGUAGGAGACUGUUCUUGACGGGGUUUUUUUUAUUAUUAUUGUUAUUUAUUAAUAUUCAUUAGCGCUUGAGAACCGAUUCUCAAAAAAAAAAAAGAUUCACUUAAAAAGAAUCAUUUAAGAGGGGGGAAGGAACCGAUUCGUUCCCGAGUCUCCCCUCAUCACUACUUUUGGUCUCUGCUCCGUUCUCCUCCUCUCUCGCGCUCCGGAGGGAGAGAGAGGACCAUAAAGCGACUAACGGCGCUGACAGCGCGUGCGGCCUCCGGUGUGCGCACGCGCUCCCCUCCACCGACGUCGAGCCAGAUGCGCGCGGAUACCCGACUCUCACCGUUUUCCAGGCACCGCUUUCUCAGAAUUCAUCCCUUUAUCACGAAUCCUCGCGUCUGAUCAGCCGAGCUACGACACAGCCACCGAGGCGCGCGCGGUUUGUUUUGUUGUUGGAAGCUGAAUGACGGGCGGCCGGUUCGACUUCGACGAUGGCGGAACGUACUGCGGAGGCUGGGCGGACGGCAAAGCCCACGGGCACGGCGUCUGCACCGGCCCCAAGGGCCAGGGCGAGUACUCGGGUUCGUGGCGCAACGGCUUCGAGGCGGUCGGCGUUUACACGUGGCCCAGCGGCAACACGUACCAGGGCCACUGGGCGCAGGGCAAGCGGCACGGACUCGGUGUGGAGGCCAAGGGCCGGUGGCUUUACCGGGGAGAGUGGAGCCACGGGCUGAAGGGGCGCUACGGCGUGCGCCAGAGUCUCAACACCUCCGCCAGGUACGAGGGCACGUGGAGUAACGGGCUGCAGGACGGCUACGGAGUCGAGACCUACGGGGACGGGGGUACGUUUCAGGGCCAGUGGAUGGGCGGGAUGCGUCACGGCUACGGCGUGAGACAGAGCGUGCCGUAUGGCAUGGCUGCCGUGAUCCGCUCGCCGCUGCGCACCUCCCUCGCCUCCCUGCGCAGCGAACAGAGCAACGGUUCCGUCCUGAACGAGCGCUCCUCGGACAGUCCGGCGGGGACACGCGGGGGCUUCGUCCUCAAUGUCCACAGCGACGGCGAGCUCAGCUCAGGCAGGAAGAAAGGUCUGUUCCGGCGUGGCUCACUGUUCGGCAGCCUGAGGCAGCUGAGGAAGUCGGACUCACGUUCUUCCAUCUCGAGUAAGCGUAGCUCGGCACGCAGCGACGCCGCCAUGAGCCACAUCAGCUCCAGCGACGCCAACUCCACGCUCAGCUUCGGAGAGGACGAGGACAACGCUCCGACCGAGGACAACGUUGAUGCAACCACCACCGAGUCGUACACGGGAGAGUGGAAGAACGACAAGCGCAGCGGCUUCGGCAUCAGCGAGCGCUCCAACGGCAUGAAGUACGAGGGCGAGUGGGCCAACAACAAACGCCACGGCUAUGGCUGCACCGUGUUUCCCGACGGCUCCCGCGAGGAGGGCAAGUACAAGAACAACGUGCUUGUGAGGGGCAUCAAGAAGCAGCUCAUUCCGCUGAAGAACGCCAAGACCAAACAGAAGGUGGAGCGUGCUGUUGAAGGUGCAAUCAGAGCGGCCGCCAUCGCCAGGACGAAAGUGGAGAUCGCCACCUCCAGAACGGCCCACGCCAGAGCUAAAGCAGAAGCUGCAGACCAGGCAGCGCUCGCAGCAUGCCAGGAUUCAGACGUGGCUCGUACCGUGGCCCGAGAGCUUUCGCCCUCCUUCCGUCAGCCAGGCCCUGAUUACAUCAAGCAAAAGUUCUCCAGCGAACCGAUAGAGAUUAAAGAAGUCAUCGAAGAGAAAAAAGAGAAAACUCCUUCAGGAAGCCCUCAUUUCUAUCGCAAGGGCACUACGCCCCCCCAAACGCCCACCCACAGCCCGGGUCCGACUCCUCCGCCCUCACCCCCACCCAGCAAAAAGAAAUCCUUCUUCAACCGAAGCGCACCAAAAUCUACCAAAGAGAGCGUAGUGGAGAGCCUAGCGGCCAGCGUCGUCCCCAAAACCGCCCCCAGGGUGCCGGCCAAACAGGAAGUGAAGCAGGAACCGGUGUCUUCUUCUUCUCUUGCGUCCUAUAAGCCCUUGGCGCCGGUCGCCAACUCCUCAAGUCCCGGAAACGGCGCGGUCCAUUCGCAGUACCACAGCUACUUCGUGAAGGCGGAAGUGUCCAUCCCACCCGAGGAGCCGGAGGAGGAGGAGGAAAAGCAAGAAAAUCAGACUGCCCUCGUCAGGGCGACACCCCCUGUCAAGCAAUACCGUACACCUACACCCUCCCUGCCUCCCGCCAAGCUCACCACGACCAGAGAUGUCAAGCCAGAGCCCAAGCUGAAAAAACAAGAUUCUCUGAAGCCAAAGAGUCUAUCAGAAACCAAGAAAGCAAGCAUGGAGAUAACCACGGACGUGGUUGAGGAAGAAUCAGGUCCUAACUCAAUACUGGUGGCAUUAGUGAUGCUGAUUAAUAUCGGGCUAGCCAUUAUUUUUGUCCACUUCUUGACUUGAUGCAUCAUCAAACUCAGGUUCAUUUAUGCUGCAUCUGGAGCAGCUUUUGGUCAUCCGUGGCUUUCUAAACAACUUAGCAAGCCAAGCUCUUCUGACAUGUAAUUGUGGUCCUCUGAUUGUUUCGCCUUUUCAGCGAGUUCUUCAGGACGUGCGGCGUAGGCCCCGUAAUUCUCUGCGGUUGUAUGGACGGCCUUUACAACACGCCGCUCAGACUCAGACACAGGCAAAGGACGACUGGAAUUAAGAGCGAAAAAAUGGUGGAGUGAAAAAAACGCAGAGUCCCGUAGCCGAGCCCAAGCAGGUCCCCCGCCACCCGCCCCCAACCUCCAGCCCCGCCCCAUCCUGACCGUGAUUUACGACUCGCUUGGGCUCUGUGAAAGCUGAAGCAAGCACAGUCGUUGGUAAAAGGGGGUGGGGGGGGAUAAAAAUAAAAAAAUGUGCUG
Messenger RNA from Ictalurus furcatus (blue catfish), 3318 nucleotides. It is a transcript of the gene jph1b, whose product is annotated as junctophilin 1b. NCBI's taxonomy places the organism in Eukaryota, Metazoa, Chordata, Actinopteri, Siluriformes, Ictaluridae. The record is from RefSeq and is a predicted model, not a curated record. Gene Ontology annotation, cellular component: sarcoplasmic reticulum; junctional membrane complex; endoplasmic reticulum membrane. The transcript has 6 exons. Bases 863 to 2875 code for a protein of 670 amino acids.